Molecule: messenger RNA, 1527 nt
Organism: Penicillium macrosclerotiorum
Lineage: Eukaryota; Fungi; Ascomycota; Eurotiomycetes; Eurotiales; Aspergillaceae
Exons: 2
Coding region: 1-1527 (508 amino acids)
Biological process (GO): double-strand break repair via nonhomologous end joining
Cellular component (GO): nucleus; DNA ligase IV complex
Molecular function (GO): DNA end binding
Source: RefSeq, a predicted model, not a curated record
AUGUCCUCGGAAUGGUGCAGACUGCACUUGUCACGGAGUGAUGUGCCGCCGCUGCUUGUCCAGUAUACUUGGACCCGCCAGGCCUACGAGCUCUAUCUGACCGACUUAACUUCCAUCUGGUCUGAACGACUGUCCCACAAGGAUAUAUUGAAGCGAGCGGAUGAAACCGCCACGACCAUAGACCCCAGCGAAGGCGCAGCGCAGCUGGAUAUGUUUCUGACGAAAAUCGGAGACGCUCUUUGUGGCAAAGGAGGUAGCGUAUCUCUCAAUAGUGGAUCUGCGACCAAUUCCAUCGAGCUCCUCACGAGCACAAACCUGCCAUCUCCGCUUCAGCCAUUGCAAUGGACUUUGCAAUUGAAAAAGCAGCCACCGUCAUCUAUGACUGAUCACCUUCUUCUCCCGCUGCUUAGAGAUGAGGCUAUCUGGGAGUCUCGACAGCAGUCACUAGUCGACAAACUCAAACAGAAGGAUUGGGUGCUUGGAAAGCUGUUUGAUAAAUUCGACGCUCUCGGCGCUGAUCUUGGAACCGUCUUCCCAAGUGCUCCCGGGCUACGUAGUGGCCGCAAGGGCAAUUCACGAUCAGAGGCCGCUAAGCAUAUCAAAGGUGUUGCGGAAUUUGAUCAACAGGCCUGGCUUACAGAUAUCGAAACGUCUUCCUCCAACACAGCGUCCAACUUUGUCCGCGAGAUAUCUAGAACUGAUUCCAAACUACAUAUUGAUACAUUAAAACCAGCACCAGACCAGUGGUGGAGUGGCCUUCCCAAGGACUCCAAGCCAAUUUCCUUCAACGAAGACGCGCCGCUGUCCACAGGCAACAAAGCACCAGACGAGGAACAUCCAAAGACCAAGUUAUCACAGGGUGAUAUAGACCUUGACGGUGACACUACCGCCGGAAGCGAUGAUGAUGAAUUUGAGCGACCAGAAAGCCCUCCGCGGCUCCGAAAACCACACACGAAGCCAACAACACCCCCGUUAAAGCAAGAAUCAACCCCCAAGCAAACGCCAACCCAGAAAAGCUCAUCUCCGCCGGCGCCAACAGACGCCGGCGAGGCCACAGCAACAGAGUCCGAGUCAGAGCCGGACCCCAUUAUCAAACGUCCACUGACAGCACCAUCACCUCCUCUUCCACCACCUCCUCAGCCCAAUUCCCCGCCCAAAAAGCCGAAAUCAGGUCUUGGCAUCAUCGGUGGCAAGAAAAAACAGCCCGCAAAAGCACCCACACCCCCUUCAGCAUCACCCUCUUCGCCAUCGCAACCCGUCGCGCCCCCCAAACGACCCGCGAAACUGGGCAUGAUAGGCGGCAAAGCUAAGCCUAAUCCACCGCCUCACACAGAAGAACCAUCCCCUCCGGCGCCGGCGCCGGGCCCAGGCCCGGAAGCUACGCGGUCUGUCUCGCCAAAGACCGAGGCGGGCACGACGCCGGUAGAGGAGACCGAAGCGCAGAGGGCGGAUCGGAGGCGGGAGGAGUUGAAGCGGCAGCUGGAGGCGAAGAGUAAGGCGCCUGUGAAGAAGAAGCGGAGGUUUUGA